GGAGACGGAGACUUCUAUAUAAUUGAGUUUGUCGAGACAUUCCAAUGAGCUUCACCGCAACUAGUGGUCUCCUUAACACAGCUACCAGAGCCACACUCUCUUCCCUCUUCUUUCCCAAAUCUCAUCUUCUUCGUCUUUUCUCUUCUUCUUAUUCAACCUUUGCGUCUCGUCGUCCUCUCUCACUAGCAAAGCCUUUCCCUUCUCUCCUUCCGGCGAGGUCAUCUCCGUCUUUACGCAUCUCCACCAUGGCCGACGCCCCCGAUGCCGGCAUGGACGCCGUCCAGCGACGCCUCAUGUUCGAGGACGAAUGUAUUCUGGUGGAUGAGAAUGAUCGUGUUGUUGGACAUGACACAAAGUACAAUUGUCACUUGAUGGAAAAGAUUGAAGCUGAAAAUCUGCUUCACAGAGCUUUCAGUGUCUUUCUAUUCAACUCCAAGAACGAGUUGCUUCUUCAGCAACGUUCUGCGACAAAGGUAACAUUCCCUCUUGUGUGGACAAACACCUGUUGCAGCCAUCCACUAUACCGUGAAUCUGAGCUUAUUGAUGAGGAGUGCCUUGGAGUAAGAAAUGCUGCUCAAAGGAAGCUUUUGGAUGAACUUGGUAUCCCUGCUGAAGAUGUGCCUGUUGAUCAGUUUAUUCCUUUGGGCCGCAUGUUGUACAAGGCACCUUCCGACGGAAAGUGGGGAGAACAUGAACUUGAUUACCUGCUCUUCACUGUGCGAGAUGUGAGCGUGCAUCCCAACCCUGAUGAAGUUGCGGACAUCAAGUACGUAAACCAAGAGGAGUUGAAGGAGCUGCUGAGGAAGGCAGAUGCCGGAGAGGAAGGUCUGAAGCUGUCCCCCUGGUUCAGGCUAGUUGUGGACAAUUUCCUCUUCAAGUGGUGGGAUCAUGUAGAGAAACGCACCAUCAAGGAAGCUGCGGACAUGAAAACCAUCCACAGGUUGACUUGAAUCAGAUCAAUUCAAGUCUAUGGAACUGGGAAAAUUUGAUUAUGGUGUUGCUAUUUAUCAUUGCUAGUGGCUUUGGCAUUUAUUCCAAUAAAUUUGGACUCAAAGCGUCCUGAGAAAAAGAAAACAAAGCAAGUAUAGGCAGGCAUUUUGUUGUUGCCGGUGUUUGUUGGGUCUGUUGUUCAACAUAAAAAGGUGUCUGUAAUGUAGAACUCAACUGUGAUGAAUCAAUAAAGGUCUUCAUUUUGUAGAAACCUGCAGAUUCAUUUCCUCUGUAGCUGA
This is a messenger RNA of Fragaria vesca subsp. vesca, 1229 nucleotides long. RefSeq names its product isopentenyl-diphosphate Delta-isomerase II-like. Gene Ontology annotation, biological process: isopentenyl diphosphate biosynthetic process; isoprenoid biosynthetic process. Lineage: Eukaryota; Viridiplantae; Streptophyta; Magnoliopsida; Rosales; Rosaceae. The transcript is spliced from 6 exons. Gene Ontology annotation, cellular component: cytoplasm. Gene Ontology annotation, molecular function: isopentenyl-diphosphate delta-isomerase activity. Bases 45 to 950 code for a protein of 301 amino acids. The record is from RefSeq and is a predicted model, not a curated record.